AUGUCUGCUAGGUCGGCAAAGGGUCGUGCAGAUUUGGUUGAGGUGAAGGAGAGGAACGCCGAGCUGGAGUCCCAGGUCGCCGAGCUCAAGGGCAUUCUUGCUCUUAAGGAGAGUGGCCUUGAGCGGAGUGAAGCCGACCUUGCCUUGGCUCGUUUGGAUGCCGACUCUCGUGGUGCUGAGAAUGAGAGGCUGAAGUCGAAGAUUGCCGAGCUUGAAAGGCGAUCGGCGGAUGAAGCCAAGAGGACGGAGUCGCUCUGGACCAAGAAGUUCUGCCGGGCUGACGUGGAGCAGCUCGAGGCGGAGAUUGGUCAGGAGGAGGUGGUAACGGCGGACGAGCUUGAGUUGGAGUUCGGCCCCUUGGCGGAUGAGGUUGCUAAGCUGGACGCUGGCACUGCUUGUCAAUUCGUGCCGUCCGAGUAA
Molecule: messenger RNA, 420 nt
Organism: Microthlaspi erraticum
Lineage: Eukaryota; Viridiplantae; Streptophyta; Magnoliopsida; Brassicales; Brassicaceae
Source: the annotation of a GenBank genome assembly